UCACCAUCACCAUCACCAUCAGGAUCAUCUCCCUACGAGGACUCACCAUGGCGUCGGCAGGAGGUAUUCGCCCCCCAGUGACUCAGCCACGAGGUCUCCCCAGUGGCAGGAUGACCGCCCACUGCACAUGUACCGCGCCCCUUCGCUCGACAUGCUGCCCAAGGUGGGCACGGGGCACCUCUCGUCGGGCAAGGAACUCCGAAGACAGAGGUCCUACGCCAGGGACAUCGCCAGGGACGUCAAGAGCUUCCACUCCAAGCAGGGACAGUACGAGUUCUACCCGAAGACCAUGCACGAUGAGUCCGCCGAGAUCCAGGUGCUGGGCUACCGCUACAUCGGCUCCGUGCACAUCCCCCACGCGCGCUGCAAGGACAAGAGGCCGGCGCUGGAGUCCGCGUCGACUACGAGGACAGCACAGGACCUCGAGUCGAUUCCGGAUUCUCCCCGUCGGAUGUCCGCGGAGCUUCGGAAGUCUCACUCCAUCAGCCGCCCGAGGGAGUCGCGCGAGCUGAGGGACAUCCGGGAGCAGAGAGAGAACCGAGAGAACCGAGAGAACCGCCCCCGCUCGGCCUCCAGCACCGACCUCGGCUUUAAGGUCAUUUACUCGAAGCCCGACGAGGAGUUUCCGGACCUGGUGAUGGAGACGAGUCGCUGCGGCCAGACCCGCAUGGACUGGCUGGACGAGUCGGACCUGGGCAGACUCACCUCCCUCGCCCUGCUGGAGCUCGACAUCCUCUUCACGGAGCACAACAUCCACCACCGCUGGAGAAAGCUCAAGAAGAGGAAGCAGAACAAGGAGGAAAGCGGAGUGUUCGGCGUCCGUCUUGACAGCCUGAUAGAGAGAGACAGAAACUUUUUGGAGGAGUCUCCCCUUGAGACUAAAGUGCCUUUGGUGUUUUAUAAGUUGGCCCUGCAGUUGGAACGCCAGGGCCUGCGGCAGGAGGGCAUCAUGAGGGUGCCCGGACACAGGUCACAGAUCGAGCAGCUGCGUCGUGCGUUGGACACCCAUUUCUACACAUCUCCGGGCACCGCCGACGCCGCCCUCAGGAGCGCCACGCCCAACGAUGUAGCCGGCCUCAUCAAGAGCUUUCUGAGGGAGCUUCCGCAGCCUCUUCUCACACACACGUACAUGCCGGCUUUCUAUAAGACGCAUCGAGUCAAGGACGUGGGCGAGCGAGUCCUGGCCUUGACGAUGCUGAUCCUCCUGCUGCCCUCGUCCCACCGAGACACCCUCCACGCCGUGCUCGAGCUGUGUGCCCGAGUGGUAGCCUUCGAGGACGAGAACAAAAUGACACUGUACAACAUCGCGAUGAUCGUGGCGCCCAACCUCUUCCUGCCGAGCAACCAGCGCUCCAAGCUCAACCUCAGGAGCGAGGACAAGGAGCAGCAGCUGAAUUACGAGAUGACCUACGCGAACGUAACGACCCAGCUGACCCAGAUGAUGAUAAAGUACAGGGACGUUCUGUGGACGGUUCCCCAGCGGCUUGUGUCGCAGAUCCGCCGUAUAUACCAGGCAGAGGCGUUGAAGCAGAGUAACUACACGCCUAUGCGGAGGCUGCUCACCCGCAAGAGCAAAGAGACGAUCCAGCGGCCCAUCGAGAACGAGGUGGACUACCAAGAGGGGGUCCUGAGGGUGUCAGCGCCUCAGUUCAACAAGUGCAAUUACCCAGUUAAGCUCGAUCCCCUGAUGACUGCCAAAGACUUAUUGACAAGAUUCAUCGAGGAGCUGACCGUCCUCCCGGAGAACCCCCGUCGCGUGGAGGGCCGGAGAGAGCAGCAGUACAAGCGAGGGAGUGGAGGCAGUGGGUCCCCGCCCUCGAGCGCCCCCACAAGCGCGUCCUCGCCCCAGUUCUACGCCUGCCUCCUGACGGGAUCGCUGAAGAAGGCCGUCGAGCAGCACGCCCUCCACGAGAGAGGAGGGAACAUAGGCGACCGUCGUCUGGACUCGAAGGCAAAGCUCCUCACCAUAUACCAGGACAACCCCAAUGCAGAGUUCAUCGUCAAAUGCCACCACCACGGAGGUCAAACGGCAAGAAGAAAUUCCUAGAGGAGAGGACCACUUGGUUAGGUUUCCUCGACAUUAGAUUCCUCGAGAAAAAAAAGGAGAGGAGAGGAUUUUAUGAGUG
This is a messenger RNA of Penaeus monodon (black tiger shrimp), 2126 nucleotides long. RefSeq names its product rho GTPase-activating protein 18-like. Gene Ontology annotation, biological process: regulation of small GTPase mediated signal transduction; signal transduction; regulation of actin filament polymerization. Gene Ontology annotation, cellular component: cytoplasm. The transcript is spliced from 13 exons. Gene Ontology annotation, molecular function: GTPase activator activity. Bases 128 to 2047 code for a protein of 639 amino acids. The record is from RefSeq and is a predicted model, not a curated record. Lineage: Eukaryota; Metazoa; Arthropoda; Malacostraca; Decapoda; Penaeidae.